AUGUCUUCGCAUACUGAUAAUUCCGGUCGGAUAAGAGCCCGACAGCGGGCCAAAAGAGCAUGUGAAAUGUGCAAGUUGCGAAAGCGGAAAUGCGACGGUCAUGAGCCAUGCACUUGCUGUAUACGAUACGAGUAUCAAUGCAGCUUCAAGCCCUCUGCACGGGAGAAAACGACCGUCUCUAAGUCCUCGACACUGUGCGACGAACCGGAAGUACAAAAGCUUUCCGAACGAGCUGGUGCUAACCAAGCACACAUGGAAGCCAAUUCAGGCACUGCUUUCCCUCAUCUCCUGGGUAUGAAAAUGAAUCCACAGGGCGCACCUAAGGUGCACGGCUUUAGCUGGAAUUUGGGUCUACGGGAUGAACCCCUGGAGCCCUCUACCAAUAUGACAGAUCUGAUCUCAAGGGAUGAGAUGGAAGACCUGGCCAACCAUUAUUUGAAGAAGAUACAUCCUGUGUAUGGGGUCCUGGACUCUGAAGAUUUACGGCAAAGGAUUGGCAAUAGGUGGCAUGAUCCUACGACCAUAGCUUCUUAUGACUCUAUUCUCUGUGGUGUGGCGGCAUUAGGCUCCUUGUACUCGGGCCAGAAACAACAUCCCAAGGAAAUCGCACUGGUACAAUGUGCGAAGGAACAACUCGAAACAACCAAAACUUCAAAAACAAUUCUCCUUCAUCAUGCGAGUGCUUGGAUAUUACGAACGAUAUAUCUCAGGUCCACUAAUUGCCCUCAUGCGUCGUGGAUGGCCAGUUGUUCCACGAUGCACAUCAUCGAGGCCAUCGGAGCUCAUCAAGACCCCGAACUGGCAUCCUUAGUGUAUUCUGACACUGCAGACAUCAGUUUCAAUGAAGAAACCCGCCGCCGACUCUUUUGGGUAGCCACGGUUUUAAAUUCGUGGAUUUCCUAUGAGUACGGCCGAUCGCGCGUGACCCCACGAGGUGUCUCCUGCAAGCUCCCCUUACCUCGAAAGGACGACUUUACCACAGACCUCAUAAGCCUAUAUCAAAUCUCCGAAGGGCUCGACCCAGACCGUGACAAUAAAGCUUCUGCCUUCGAAGAGGCUCUGGCCCGCGUUGAGGGCCUUGCACUAUCCCACGAUGCUUUGAUCCUUUCCCAAAGUAAUUUGGCGCUCACGAUAUACCGUCGGCUGCGAAUUUUGUCUGUGAAUAUAUCGAAUGACGUUCUUGCCCGCGUUAUGCGAUUUGGGAACCAGGGUCUUGAUGCCGCAACAAGACUAGCCGAAGAUCGCUGUCCGUGGUGGCAUGUUGCCAACCUACCAUUUCAAUUUAUCUGUAUCCUGCUGGCUAUUGAUACAAGGGAGUCGCUGUCACAUAUUGGUCCUGCGCUAUGCUCGUUCAGGGCUAUCACCAGGCAUUACAAUACACCUACUAUCCACACGGCACUGGAGACAAUAGAGUCGCUAGUUUGUCUUUUCCAAACCAAAAAAGAACGGGACUCGAUUAUUCUCAGAGACAGUUUGCAACAAAGAGAUGGAGGACCGACUGAGCCAAGUUCCACUACUCCCCAAGCCUUGGACGUUGCUUCUUGGCUGGGAGCGACCGAAAACUUGUCUCUACCUGAUGAAUUUGACUGGGACUGGAAUGAAUUUCUAGAGACACAAAUUCCUGGUUUUGGCUAA
Messenger RNA from Penicillium verrucosum, 1635 nucleotides. RefSeq names its product protein RDR1. The record is from RefSeq and is a predicted model, not a curated record. Gene Ontology annotation, molecular function: DNA-binding transcription factor activity, RNA polymerase II-specific; zinc ion binding; DNA binding. Gene Ontology annotation, biological process: DNA-templated transcription; response to xenobiotic stimulus; regulation of DNA-templated transcription. The transcript has a single exon. Bases 1 to 1635 code for a protein of 544 amino acids. Lineage: Eukaryota; Fungi; Ascomycota; Eurotiomycetes; Eurotiales; Aspergillaceae.